AUGGAGAAUUCAAAAGUGUUCGAGUACGAAAGUGACGAAGUCUCAACAGAAAAUGUAGACGAGCGUGAUCUUUUGGAAGGAUGUACAAACGGAUUGAAAUGGUAGAUAGAGCACAAUUCAAUUUGUAUCUGUUUACCACAAAUUUUGGUUCUUCAGGUCCUGGAAAUCCUCGAUUAUUGGAGAGGAUUUGUACCUUUCGUGGAGGUUCGAUUGGAACGAUCUGAGAAAAGACGGAAUUUACGGAUUCAAGGGACGACUUUCUGCAGUUUACUGCACAAGUUACGCGUGUCGAAAGGGAUUUGAAUUAGAGCUGAAACAGUCCAGAGAAUGGAUUCAUAAGAAGAUUGGAAUCGCGGAACGAUGCAAAGUGGCGGAUAGUCAGUCGUGGUCGUUCAGUUUUUCGUUCACUUUGAAGGCGAGUCGUGGCGAAGCGCUUCCACCGACUCUCGUGCAAAACUUCGUUGCCACCGAGCUGACUGACGCGGUUCUGGUUGUCGAAGAACAUAAAUUGCAUGUCAACAAGGCGGUAAGCUGACGUUCUCCUGGUGAAAACAACAUCUUCACUUAAGUUCCUCUCCUCACACUCCGACUUUUUCAAUUCUCUCUUUUCGUCAGACUUCAAAGAGAAGUCGAUGGCUGAGAUUCCAAUCAAAGACGUCUACCACGAGGAUUUGGUCUGUCUUCUCAGUGUCAUCCAACCGCAGGAUCCUUUUGUGCCAACACGUAUGUCCUUGAAAUUCGUGAAUUCAUUCCUAAAAUCACUCCCCCAGGCCGGACAACUCCGAUGCUUCUGGAGCUCGCCGAGCGAUUCCUGAUGCCGAAGGUGACCCAAGAGUGCGAAAAGUUCCUCAUCUGGUCGCAAAGAACCUCGACUAAAGAAAAGAUCCGAUUAGGCGACAAACACUCGCUCACGGAACUCCUCGGCUACUGCAUGGAGUUGCUGAACACCCAAGAAAAAUUGAAGACCGUCGUCAGAUCCGAUAAUUACAACGACUUCUCCGUUAACACGAAAGCCCUCCUGCUCGACCACUUUAGAAGGCUGAUGAUUGGUUAA
This is a messenger RNA of Caenorhabditis sp. 36 PRJEB53466, 1054 nucleotides long. NCBI's taxonomy places the organism in Eukaryota, Metazoa, Nematoda, Chromadorea, Rhabditida, Rhabditidae. The record is from the annotation of a GenBank genome assembly.